ACUCAGAGCUCAAGUGAGCAGUAGAAGGGGCGGCUCGUCCGCGCGAGACGUCUUCCCUCUAUACAGAGGGGGCGACCGACCCCCGCUCCCCUAUAACCACCAAACCUAACUAAGUGCCGUAGCUGAGCAGAGCCCUCGGCCAGGGGGGACAUAACACGGCGACAUUCGGGGCAGCUUAGGCUGGCGCUUCCGCCUAGCAUGCGCUGAAAAUGCCUAUUUUACUUUUCCUCAUAGACACGUCCGCCUCUAUGAACCAGCGGACGUAUCUGGGGACCUCGUAUUUGGAUAUUGCCAAAGGCGCGGUUGAGAUAUUUAUGAAGCUGCGUGCCCGGGAUCCGGCUAGUAGGGGCGACAGGUACAUGCUGGUUACAUAUGACGAGCCUCCAUACUGCAUCAAGGCUGGUUGGAAGGAGAAUCAUGCAACUUUUAUGAAUGAGUUGAAGAACCUUCAAGCUACAGGACUCUCUACUCUUGGCCAAGCACUAAGAUCUUCUUUUGACUUACUCAAUUUAAAUCGAUUGGUGUCUGCAAUCGAUAAUUAUGGACAGGGAAGAAAUCCGUUCUUUUUGGAGCCUUCCAUUUUAAUCACCAUCACAGAUGGCAACAAGCUGACAAUUCCUUCAGGAGUUCAGGAAGAGCUCCAUCUUCCCCUAAACUCUCCAUUGCCGGGAAGCGAACUCACUAAAGAGCCAUUCCGGUGGGAUCAGAGGCUAUUUGCACUUGCACUUCGCCUUCCUGGGACUUUGUCUGUGGAGCCUGAGCAGCUCGGCAGUGUUCCAUCUGAUGAGUCCGCCAUUACACAGAUGUGUGAAGUCACAGGAGGUCGUUCAUACUGUGUCAGGACACAGAGGAUGUUGAACCAAUGUUUGGAAUCUCUUGCUCAGAAGGUUCAGAGUGGAGUUGUAAUAAACUUUGAGAAGACUGGCCCUGACCCUGUUCCAAAUGUGGAAGAUGGACCGACAGAUUCCCUGAGGCCAGUUAAUUCUUUUGCCCCACAAGCCUGGCAUAGCUGUCACAAACUUAUUUACGUGCGACCUAAUCCAAAAACUGGCGUUCCCCUUGGUCACUGGCCAAUUCCUGAGUCCUUCUGGCCUGAUCAGAACUCUCCAACACUGCCUCCUCGCACGGCUCAUCCUGUGGUGAGGUUCUCCUGUGUUGACUGUGAACCCAUGGUCAUUGAUAAGUUACCUUUUGAUAAGUAUGAGCUAGAGCCAUCUCCUUUAACUCAGUAUAUCUUGGAACGGAAGUCUCCUCACACCUGCUGGCAGGUUUUUGUGAGCAGUAGUGGAAAAUACAGUGAAAUUGGACACCCAUUUGGGUAUUUAAAAGCAAGCACCCCCCUUACCUGUGUGAAUCUCUUUGUGAUGCCAUACAACUACCCCGUAUUACUUCCUUUACUUGAUGAUUUAUUCAAGUUGCACAAACUAAAACCAACACUGAAGUGGCGACAGGCCUUUGAUAACUACUUGAAAACAAUGCCACCCUAUUUCUUAAUGCCAUUAAAAAAAGCACUGCGGAUGAUGGGCGCUCCAAACCUAAUAUCGGACAACUUGGACUGUGGUCUUAGUUAUAGUGUUAUUUCUUAUUUGAAAAAGCUUAGUCAACAGACGAAAAUGGAAUCUGAAAGGAUAAUAGCAUCUGUUGGAAAGAAGGCCCCACAGGAGACGGGGAUUAAAUUAAAAAGUAACCCCACAAGAACAUUUUUCAUUCACAAUAGAGAUUUCAAACAGCCUCUACAGGGGACCUCCGGAGAUGCCUCCAUCCGACUUUCAGAGAGUUUGAAGGAAUUUCCUGGUUUCCAAAUUAGACUUUUAAAUAAGGAUCUGAAGCCACAGACAUACAGAAAUGCCUAUGACAUUCCACGCACAAACCUCCUAGAUCAGUUGACAAGGAUGAGGACCAAUUUACUGAAAACACACAAACUGAUUGUGGGGCAAGAUGAAGAUUGUCUGCAUAGUGUCCCUGUGGCACAGAUGGGCAAUUACCAAGAAUACUUGAAGCUAAUGCCUUCCCCUCUCCGAGAAAUUGAUCCAGACCAGCCAAAGAGACUGCACACCUUUGGAAAUCCAUUUAAGCAAGAUAAGAAGGGUAUGAUGAUUGAUGAAGCUGAUGAGUUUGUUGCUGGACCUCAAAAAUAAAGUUAAACGGCCUGGGGAUGCAACACUCCGGCCUCUUUAAAGAGAAGAAGAAGCAUGUCUCCACUUCUCAGAAGACCUCAGACUCCCCCUAUUAUAACCAAUCACGUAGGAGGGAAGGGCCCCCCUACACCACCAGGUAGCCAAACUCCACACAACCUAAUUAAGCCUAUUCCUAUACACAAAGAUGCCAAUAAUACAGUAACUUCAGAAAGUAAUGAAGAGAAGACCAGCAAUGGUCAGGUGAUAGAAAAACAAAUAGACAGACUGUCUCCACUUAUUGCCCCAGCUGCGCUAGGUGAUGAUGAUUUGAACAACUUUGAUUCUGUUACUGAUGAACUAAAUUGCUUGGACGAGGAUAAUUUAGACCACAAGCCUGUUAAUAACGCACUUAUAAAGGCACCCCUGGAUGACUACACACCUCUAGAGGAUUCUCCAGUGACUCGGGAAUGCAUUUCUGCAAUAUUUGUGCCAAAUUCCCUGAAGGAAGCACAAAGUACAAUGAACGGGUCAAAUGCAGAUAUUAAGAUCAGGGUCAUGAAAGAAGUUCGGAAGCCGGGAAGAAAUUAUGAAAAGAUCUUCACUCUCCUUGAAGAUGUUCAAGGAUCAUUUGAAGUACAAAAGAACUUUAUUGAGUUCACAAUCAAGGAAGCAGCAAGAUUUAAAAAGAGAGUGUUAAUACAAAACUUGGAACGAUAUCUUUCUGAACUGGAGUCAAAUGGUCUACUAAACAUGGUAAACCACGUCAACAGCAGAUAGCAGUAUUUGCAUACGAAAAUGCGGACCAGGGAUGGGUUUGCUGUCACAGAAGAAAGUAAGAGGACAUGGUGACCUCCUCCAACACCUUGCAUCUCAGGGCACUUUAUGGCCGGAGACAGAGGACAGAGUAACAAGGUUUAAGAAGCUGAUCUGGGCUUCAGGACUUGGUAUGAUCUAUGAGGCUUGUUCUGUGUGGAGGGUGCCGCCUGCUGAGUAGGCUGAAGAUAACCCUUGGUGACCCUCCAACAGGUGAUGAUCAUACUCAUUUGUCAGUUAUUUUUUAAUGUCGUAGACAGCACUUGAUGGAGCAAGAGGCAAAACAAUGCUCAAGCACAGGCUACCACCCUGGUCAAAAGCAGCCACAUGAUGGUUCUCCAGCUGCUAAGCUUUUAAAGGUCUAGUAUGUGCAGCCCAUGAAAAACUGAGUCCUUCGUAAUGAAAGGGCUGCUCAGGUUGAGUAUACUUGGUCUUUUGUAGUUCAAUAACUGGAGAACCAGCAAUUGCCCGCCUAUGGUCUUAUUGGUGGUCUUUUCUUGGUGCAUCUUUGAGUACAUGAGGUAGCUUGUCCCGUUUCCAGAAUAGGCUGCCGUUUUGUAUUGAGACAUUAGACAGCCCUGUGACUGUAUUCCCCCUAUGAGUCACUAAACAAACUACCUCAGACUCUCUUCUGUUUUGUCUACAGACUUUAAGAAAGUGCACCUGAGACUCCCCAGGUCCCCGACUUCUUUCAUCCUGUGGGCAGGACGGAGACUCUUCAGGUGGCCUUGCACUCGCUGUGCUUUGGAAGCACUAGAAAAGGAGAACUCCUUUUUGUGUUUUUUUUUUAUGUGUACUUUUAAUGUUCAUAGAGGAAAAAAAUAUUUUGGACAGUAUUGUUAUUAGCUCUGUAAUUUGAUAUUUUAACAUGUAUAAAGAGUUUUGGUCUUGUACAUAAAUAUAUUAUAAAAAAAUAAAUAUAUAAUAAAACUUUUUUUUAAUAAAUUC
This is a messenger RNA of Rana temporaria (common frog), 3878 nucleotides long. RefSeq names its product integrator complex subunit 6-like. Gene Ontology annotation, cellular component: integrator complex. The record is from RefSeq and is a predicted model, not a curated record. NCBI's taxonomy places the organism in Eukaryota, Metazoa, Chordata, Amphibia, Anura, Ranidae. Gene Ontology annotation, biological process: snRNA 3'-end processing.